GCUCUACCUAUCAGCAGAUAUAAAUACCUCCCUGCUCCAUGAAUGCACAGCACACAGGAAAAAUCCUGACGAUCACUGCAGAAGAUGGAGUUUGUCAACAAGAUGGGGUUUUCUUUGGCUGUGCUUCUCCUGGUUUCAUUGGCCUGUCUGGCUCACACUGAGGAGAGGAUGAAACGCUCAGCUUCCAGAUUAUCAUCGCUUCGUUCCAAGCGAAUGGUUGGAGGGCUUUUGGCUCCUCAUGUCCCCUGGCAGGCCAUGAUCUUCCUCAGUGACAGUAUUCUGGAUGGAGGUUAUGCAGGUGGUGCUCUCAUCUCUGACCGCUGGAUUUUGACGGCUGGCAGGAACCUUUUUGUCAGGAAGAGUCGAGAGGACAUUAAAGGAAAAGGUCCCGUCAUUCCUAAAGUGUACCUGGGAAUCACACGACGGGAAGAAGCCGAUGCCUCCACAGAGGUCGCUGUAGAAAAGAUUGUUCUCCAUCCAAGAUUCCAGAACCAAUCUGACUGGGACAAUGACCUGGCUCUGAUCCAGCUGAAGAAGCCUGUGGUUAUGAGCAAUAAAGUGACACCCAUCCCCCUGCCAGAGACAGGCCAGGACCUGGCAGACACCGUGGGAGGGUCAGGGGUUAUCACCGGCUGGGGCUGGGGAGUCUUACUCACCCAAGCUACAUCACUCAAAUACCUCGUACUGCCUCUUGCCAAUCACUCUGAGUGUAAGGCAGAAUAUGAAAGAAUCGCACUCACACCAGCUGUAGAUGACAACAUGUUCUGCACCGGACAACCGAUGCACGGGCAAAAUGUUUGUUUUGGUGAUGCAGGAGGCGCUCUAGCUGUCAAAGAUGCUGAAACUGGGGACAUUUACGCUGCAGGGAUCCUUUCCUAUGACAAGUCCUGUACCAGCUACAAGUACGGAGUCUAUAUGAAGAUGUCCUCGUAUUUGCCCUGGAUCCACAGAGUCAUGAGAGGAGAUACAGAGCAAUCGUCUGCUCUGCGCACUGAUGCAAUGUCUAAGAUGUACUCAUGGCAAUCAUAGAGCUUCAGGCUGUGUUCUUUUGAUUUUGUAGAGAAACCAUUGCAAUGCAUUGAAUCUGUACAUUUAAUAAAUGUUUGUAAUGUC
Molecule: messenger RNA, 1113 nt
Organism: Larimichthys crocea (large yellow croaker)
Lineage: Eukaryota; Metazoa; Chordata; Actinopteri; Sciaenidae
Gene: hp
Product: haptoglobin
Exons: 4
Coding region: 85-1029 (314 amino acids)
Biological process (GO): proteolysis
Molecular function (GO): serine-type endopeptidase activity
Source: RefSeq, a predicted model, not a curated record